CAGCGACAGUGCCCGGGCCUCGGUGCACCUUCACAGCCCCCGGUGUGCCCGUGCCCCGCGUCCCAGCGGCGAUUGUCCGGUCCCCUCCCGCCGCAGCCCUCCCGUAGCCCGGAUUUCACUCCCAUGGCAAAGCCGGCCCUGCAGGAAUUGGUGCUAUGACAGGCAAACUACUGGAGAAGCUGCCGGGGACCAUGAACACUUUGAUGAACCAAUUGCCUGACAAUCUGUACCCAGAGGAGAUCCCCAACUCUUUGAAUAUCUUCUCCAGCACCAGUGACUCGGUGGCUCACUACAACCAGAUGGCUGCAGAUAAUGUUAUGGACAUUGGCUUAGCGAACGAAAAGGCCGGUCAGGAAUUGUCCUCCUACUCGGGCACUUUUCAACCCGCCCCGGGCAACAAGACUGUCACCUACCUGGGGAAAUUCGCUUUUGACUCGCCCUCCAACUGGUGCCAGGACAACAUCAUCAGCCUGAUGAGCGCCGGCAUCCUGGGGGUGCCGCCGUCCUCGGGCGCGCUCACCAGCACGCAGAGCUCGGCGGGCAGCAUGGGGCCGCCGCAGGGCGAGGUGGACCAGAUGUACCCCGCGCUGCCGCCCUACUCCUCCUGCAGUGACCUCUACCCAGAGCCUGUCUCCUUCCACGACCCCCAGAGCAACCCCGGCCUCACCUACUCCCCCCAGGAUUACCAGGCGGCCAAGCCCGCCUUGGACAGCAACCUCUUCCCCAUGAUCCCAGACUAUAACCUCUACCACCACCCCAACGACAUGGGCACCAUCACGGAGCACAAACCCUUCCAGAGCUUGGACCCCAUCCGCGUCAACCCGCCCCCCAUAACCCCGCUGGAGACCAUCAAGGCCUUCAAGGACAAGCAGAUCCACCCGGGUUUCGGGGGGCUGCCGCAGCCGCCCCUCACGCUCAAGCCCAUCCGACCCCGCAAGUAUCCCAACCGGCCCAGCAAGACACCGCUGCACGAGCGGCCCCACGCCUGCCCGGCCGAGGGCUGCGACCGCCGCUUCUCCCGCUCCGACGAGCUCACCCGUCACCUCCGCAUCCACACGGGCCACAAGCCCUUCCAGUGCCGCAUCUGCAUGCGGAGCUUCAGCCGCAGCGACCACCUCACCACCCACAUCCGCACCCACACCGGCGAGAAGCCCUUCGCCUGCGAGUUCUGCGGCCGCAAGUUCGCCCGCUCCGACGAGCGCAAGCGGCACGCCAAGAUCCACCUCAAGCAGAAGGAGAAGAAGGCCGAGAAGGGCUCGGGUGUGCAGCCCCCCGCCGCGCCCCCCGCCGCCACCGCCACCACCUCGCCCCCCGUCGCCCUCGCCCCCGCUGUCACCACGUGCGCUUGAGGGAUUGUGGGGGGCGGCGCGGUGGCACCCCUUCUCCUCCCCUUGCCCUCGGCACCGCUCCGGGGGGAACCCCACGGUGUUCAGGAUACCGGGGUUGUGCUGCGACGGGUCUGCUCUGCCCGCACCCGGAUUGACCGGGUCCAGGCUGCCCGCACCUGGAUCCUGCCUGCACUUGGAUCGAUGGGACCCGCACUGCCCGCACCCGGAUUGCCCGGACUCGCGCUGCCCGCGCUGGGAUUGCUCGCAGCACCUGGAUCCCGGCUGCCUGCUCCUGCACCUUCCACAUCCCGGCUGCUUCCACCUGCACUGCCCGGGGCCGGGCCGCCCGCGCUGCCUGGAUCCCGGCCGCCUGCUCCUGCAACUCCCGGAUCCCGGCUGCCGACACCCGCACCGCCGGGGGCCGGGCCGUCCGCACCCUCCUUGCCCGGCUCUCCGGCUCCCUGCUCCCGCACCUGGAUUACUCGCACCGCCCGGAUCCCGGCUGGAUUGCCCCAUCCCGGCUCUCCCGGCUCCGACUCUCCCGCACCCCACGGCCCUCACCCGGCACCUCCCGGCUCCAUCCCGCCUGCACCCAGCCGGCCCGGCUCCGGGCUGCCCGGGCGGCCGAUCCCGGGAAGAAUCCCGGCUGACCUGGAUCCCGGGGCUCGGUCCGACCCAUCCCGUCCUGCCGGGGCUGGCUCCUCCAGGAUCGGCCCCCCCGGUCCCGUCCUGCCCGGCUCCCCCGGGGCUGGGCGCUCCAGGAUCCGUGAGGGGAUGAAUGAUGGAUGGAUGGAUGGAUGGAUGGAUGGAUGGAUGGAUGGAUGGAUGGAUGGAUGGAUGGAUGGAUGGAUGGAUGAUGGAUGGAUGGAUGGAUGGAGCUGAUCUGGUUCCUCUCCUUGCUGGGCCUGGAGCCCCCGCUGCCCCCCCCGGCCCCGUGUCCCCCCCGUGUCCCCAAGCACCGGCUCCCCGUGUUGGAGGUAAGAGGGCUCAGCCCCCCAAGCCAGGCUGGGGGGGCGGGGGGCGGCUCUGCGGGUCCCCCCAACUCCGGGGGGCAGCGGGGAGCGAUGUCCCGGCAGCAGCUUUUGGGUUUGUUUUCUUAUUUUUGUUUUAUUUUCCUUUUUAUUAUUUUUUUUCUUUGUUUUCAGCAGAAGGGAAAUUCUUUACAGAAAUACAGGGAAAAAAAAAAAAAAACAAAAACAAGCACCCCAGUAUUUUGCUGAAUACUUUUUAUAAUGUGAGAUAUUUUUAUUUUAUUUUAUUUGGUCACUUUAAAACAACCACCCAACUAUGGAGGAGAAAAAUCAAUUAGUCCUCUAUUUUAUUAUUAUUUUUUUUCUUUCUCCUUCUGGUAUGUGCAUGUCAUUGCAUGACUGCUCUGAUUUUUUUCUUCUUUUGUUUUAAUAAAACUGUGCUCAGACAUUUAAGCUAAACUAAGCAAAAAUAAUAAUGACUUAAAAAGAAAAAAAAAUCUUUGUUGCCAAAAGGUCGUGCUAUCCAGGUUUGAUGUCUGCAUGUGAAAAAAAAAACACAAAAAAACACAUUAAAAACGUACAAAAAUAAAGAGAAGAGGAAGAAUGCAGUCUAAUUUAUGUGAACUGAAAGGAACAAAAAAAAAAAAAAAAACAAAAAAACAAA
This is a messenger RNA of Serinus canaria (Common canary), 2963 nucleotides long. It is a transcript of the gene EGR3, whose product is annotated as early growth response 3. Gene Ontology annotation, biological process: regulation of transcription by RNA polymerase II. Lineage: Eukaryota; Metazoa; Chordata; Aves; Passeriformes; Fringillidae. The transcript has 3 exons. Gene Ontology annotation, molecular function: DNA-binding transcription factor activity, RNA polymerase II-specific; RNA polymerase II cis-regulatory region sequence-specific DNA binding. The coding region runs from base 156 to 1349 and encodes 397 amino acids. The record is from RefSeq and is a predicted model, not a curated record.